Nasonia vitripennis (jewel wasp) is the source of this 7536-nucleotide messenger RNA. Its product is annotated as homeobox protein onecut. The record is from RefSeq and is a predicted model, not a curated record. Gene Ontology annotation, biological process: regulation of transcription by RNA polymerase II. The coding region runs from base 23 to 1714 and encodes 563 amino acids. NCBI's taxonomy places the organism in Eukaryota, Metazoa, Arthropoda, Insecta, Hymenoptera, Pteromalidae. The transcript has 6 exons. Gene Ontology annotation, molecular function: DNA-binding transcription factor activity, RNA polymerase II-specific; RNA polymerase II cis-regulatory region sequence-specific DNA binding. Gene Ontology annotation, cellular component: nucleus.
UGGCGGAGGAGGGGCCGAGGUUAUGUCCGGCUCGUCGGCCUCCCAGAGCCCCGACAUCGCCUGCGCGAGCCUCCCACUGGAGCUCCUCGCCGCCGGCGGCCUGCCUGUCAAGGAAGAGGACCAGCACUCGGACUGUCAGCACUCGCAGCGCCAACAACAACACCAGCAGCAACAGCAGCAGCAGCAGCAGCAGCAACAGGGAGCCUCGGUGAUCGUGCCGCCGGGCCACGACUGCGACGUCGACUCGCGCGCCGGCGACGAGCAGGAGGGUGGCCUCCUCUCGCCCGGCAAGCUCUCGCCGACCUCCGGCAUCAGCGUCAGCGUCGCCAGCAUGAUAGACGCCAGCGACUUCCGGGCGAUGCAACCCGAGCCGACCUACCAGACCCUGACCAGCGUCGCCGAGAGGAUGUCGCCGCCGGGCUUCUCGCCGGGCUCGAGCUACGCCACGCUGACACCGCUCCAGCCGCUGCCGCCCAUCAGCACGAUGAGCGACAAGUUUGUUUACGGCUCGCACGCCGCCUCGGGCCACGGAGUCGUCGGCGGCGGCGGCGGGGCCGGCUCCGGGGUCACCGGCAGCUUCGCCGUCAUGCAGAACAACGGCCUGGCGAACAUCGGCCUCGCCGGCAUGCCCGGCUCGCCCUACAGCUACGACAAGCUCGCCUCCAUGGGUAUGUCGCCGCCGCCCUGCGGGCACAACUACCCCUCGCCCUCGGCGGGCCUCCAGCCCUCGCCGCUCUCGCCCCAGAGCGCCUACAGCCAGAGCGCCCUCAACUCGCCGCACAAGUCCGCCUCGCCGCACUACGAGCCCGCCUUUCUGCCGAGGCUGCAGCAGAGCCCCGCGGCCCUCUCGCCGCCCUCGCCGACGCCGCAGCUGGGCCAGCAGCAGGGCCAGAGCUUCGGUCAGUCGCAGCACCACUCGCACUCGCCGACGGGGCUCUCGGGGCCGGCCGCCUCGCCGCCGCCGUCGCUCCAGCAGCAGCAGCAGCAACUUCACCACCAGCAGCAGCAGCAGCAGCAGCAGACGAUCUCGCACACGCAGCACGUGCAGCACACGUCGGUGGUGAUGAAGACCGUGUCGGCGGCGGCGGCUGCCUCCACGGGGAACGGCGCCGGCGGAGGCGGGGGCGGCAGCGAGGUCGAGGAGAUCAACACGAAGGAGCUGGCGCAGCGGAUCAGCGCGGAGCUCAAGAGGUACAGCAUACCGCAGGCGAUCUUCGCGCAGAGGGUGCUGUGCCGGAGCCAGGGCACCCUCUCGGACCUGCUGCGCAACCCCAAGCCCUGGUCGAAGCUCAAGAGCGGCCGCGAGACCUUCCGCCGCAUGUGGAAGUGGCUGCAGGAGCCCGAGUUCCAGCGGAUGUCGGCCCUCAGGCUCGCAGCGCUGAGCAACUGCUCUGAGAGCGGCGGUGACCCGGACGCCAUGCUGGAUAUCCACCACACCGGGCCUGUAUCCAUCGACACGCAUCACCAACAGUUUCACAACUCAUAUGACUGCCAGAUGCGCAAUGUUAACGUGCGAUCAGUCAACUCUAAAAGAAGGAAAACACCCUCCUCUUCCUGCUUCUGCACAGAUUCCACAACGAGGAAUUUCAUCAAUUUCAGCCUGCAAGAGGAAAGACGAGAUGUCGAGCCAGGCCGAACACCAGCAACCCGCCCCCAAGAAACCCCGACUGGUUUUCACAGACCUUCAGCGCCGUACUCUACAGGCUAUUUUUAAAGAGACAAAGAGGCCGUCGAAGGAGAUGCAGGUGACAAUCGCGCGUCAGCUCGGCUUGGAGCCGACGACGGUGGGUAACUUCUUCAUGAACGCGCGUCGGCGCUCGAUGGACAAGUGGAAGGACGAGGACCCAAAGUCGGUGCAGAGCGUCGACGAGGGACAGCUCUCGCCGACGAUCGGCAUCAGUCCCCGACAGGCCAGCGACGUUUUGUGACACACGUCCGACCAGGAGGAGUACCACGACGAGUCACCCGAAGAAGACCUUGGCUUCUCGUAAAAACACUCUCUCUCUCUCUCUCUUCGCCUGUAAACUCGCGCCGGUUAUAUCCUCCUGUGCGCGCAACGCUUUCCCACCUCUCUCUCUCUCUCUCUCUCUGAUUCCGUAUGCGUUCGCAUUCCGAUGACCAAGUGCCAUGGACAGUGUUUAUUACCUUACCUUCGUUCUAGUCUGGAGAGUCGACGAGGACUGGCUUUUACGCGCAGCUAUAUUAUAUUAUUAGACGUGUAUAGAGAUAUGUAUACUUUCCUCAGACAAGCAAUCUAGUCAAAAUUGUCGCUGUGGAUUUUAUCGGCCAGCCGCUCUCUCCGGCUCGGCCCUGAGCAAGAGCCCCCCCUCCACAAGAGCGGCACAAGUUCCUAUAGGCGAGAAAGAAACACACAAGGGCCUGUAUACGCGCAGGGCCGAGACGCCGGAGAGCGGUGCACAGGCAGUCGUCGUUGUAAUCGUUAUUAUACUCGCAGUCGGUAUAUGUUAUAUUAUACUUUGUUGUAAGCUUAUCGCGCGCGUGCGAGUUGCGUUGCGCGCAGUUGCGCCAAGGAGAUGAGAGAGAAGGAGGGAUAACCGAGCGCGAGGGAAAGAGAGCAGACUCGUCAGCGAUUCCUCGCUGGUCAACCGCCCUGUCGGCGGAUUUUUCAAGUGAUAAGGAGGAGGAUCAAUAAGAUAAUAGAUUACGGUGACGUAGACACGCUCACGUACACACAGACUCACAAGGGACUCAAAACCGUGCUGAUUAUUCUUGUAAACAUAUAGAUUUCGUUGCUCGCCAAGUCGAAUUGUACAUAUUAUACACGCCGCGAUGAGACGUAUAUUAUACAUAUGCCAGAGGGGAUUUCCGUUGCAUGCGAACCGACACUGUGAACCGGGAUUGCUUUUUCGGGAUCUUCGAGCAAGCUACACUACGCGUAUAAUCCGCUUGAUAUCAAUAGCCUCUAUUCGUUCGCGUCGCGAGUCAUGUACUCGCACACAUUUUAAUAAGUUUGUGCUUUCAAAGUUGUGAAAUGAAAUGAAAUUUAACUAAUGCAGUAUUCGACGAAUCAAUUGAGAGGAAGAAACGCACGGUCGCGAAACAGUCAUUGUAAAAAUUCAUCGUACCAAAAGCGGCAGUUUUUACCGCCGGUUUAAGAUCAUAUAUAGUACAAAGUAAACAUAUAUUAUAAUAAUAAUGAUGAUGAGGUAAAUUAAAUGAGGGGGCGCGCGAGAGAGAUGUGCCCCAAAAUUAAAAGAAGCUCAAAGAAGUAUGAAAUCGUUCAAUAAGAAAUGACGCGGCGGCGAUCGUUCAUUGAGAAGUUACCUUUGUCUCUGAGAGACUAGCAGUCGUGAGGAUGAAGUCGCGAGUUCCGAUUUUUGCAUUACCGCUGUGUAUUGCCACUAAUACUUGACUCGCACGUCGACCUUAUACAAAUCUCGGCAGACUCGGGGGCCGCGAUAACGACUCGAGAAGUAUAUAUUUCACGUGUAUAACGAGUCAUUAAUUUUUCGCGAGGAAUUGGCCGAUCGAGGCGCUGUGUAAAUUAAAAGAAGUAGCUUGUACGAAUUCGAAUAUAGUGGUUUUUCCCAAGACUUGAAAAGAAAAUUGUUAGCGUUUAAUAAUGUAGAGUAAGCGCAUGGCGUGAAGCAAUGAGAUUUGUAAAAGAUUUAAAAAGUGUAACGACGACGAUCGUUCGAUUAGAGACGUGCAAUCGCAAUAUAAGUGCUAAUGGCAUUGGAGUGUAAAAUUUUUGUCCGAGUGAGCUUUCGUGCGGGGAUACAAGAUGAACAAAAAUAAGGGAUGAGCAGCCGCCGUGACGGCGUCUGGAACAUAUAGUGACUUGUAUAAUAACAGUGUACAUACAUUAGUUACGAAGAAAAGUUUAUUAUUACCGAUGAUUAUUAUUACGACGAAAAAUGAUUAUUAUUGCGAUUAUUGAUUAUUAUUCUAUAAAUAUUGAUGCAAGUGUUUUUGUUAAGGAAUCUAAGCAGUAGAUAGUUACAUAGUAGACAAAAAAAUGGUAUAAACUUGUAUAAUGUAUCGCGAAAGCGGGAUACACACCUCUAGGUAAAGAAACAGGCAGCGUAACAUAAGCAAAGGAACAUAGUAUAAUAUAUUAAUAAUAGUGGUAAUCAUUAUAAAUUAAAGAAAAAAACGUGAAUACUACACUAUGAAUAUGUGAGCGCUACGGGCGGAGGACUGAUUGAUUUGUUUUCUUCGAUCCUUCGGCUGGAGGGACACGCGGCGAGUUUACUUAAUUGGACAUUUAAGAGAAGCGAAACGACACGUUCAUUUCCUUUUCGUAUACAAGAGACAAAUUGUUAAUCUAUUUAUAUAUAAGAGUAACGUGCGAGUUUGAUGAUUUGUCAAAAAAUUCCUUCAUGUUGAUGCGAUCAUUGAUGCAUUGAUUUUGCGUACUUGAUGAUUCGUCGCGGUUUUAUGCAGUCAUUUUCGUUAUGAACGAAUACAAAAUAGAGAGAAAAAGGCAACGUUAUCGCUAAAUUUUUAACCAAGCUAAAGAGAAUAGCUUUUUAUGCGCCAACAGGAGGGAAUUUCAAAUCACGCAGAUAGGAUUUGUAGAAAUAUUAUGGGGAAAAGAGAGACGAUGAUCAUUCCACGGGGGAAAAGAGUCUGUUUCUGAUCCGUGUGUAUACGUGUGUUUUUUAUACGCAAACGCUAUAAGUACUUGAAACUUAUUCUUACUAUAAUUCCAAAUGAACAAAAGCAAGGCAAAAAUUGAGAGCAGAUCGACACCGGUGUAAUUUAGGUCGAGUGUCGGUGUAAUUAUUAUAGGCGAAAACUAAAUCAUAAGGAACGACUGCGUGCUCGCUCACUCACUGGCCGUUAAUAAACAUCUUGCAUUGUCUUUUGAUGUGUUGCCUCUGGUUUUCGAAACUUUCUUAUCAUUCCAAAUGUAAAGAUUCAUUGCCAUACUUUCGAGACAUUCCAAUUAUACGUUAUACAUAAAUAAUUGCGCAAUGUACGAUUAGCAACUAAUCUACUCUAUUUAUUGCUUGAAUUAUUUAUUAACUACCCUAAUUUAUUUAUUUAUUUAUUUGUAUCGUCUAACGAUGUAUCGAAGAAAUCUGUAUUAAAUCAUUUACCAAUCUAGAUCUGUGCGUACGAAUUGUUUGCGUUAUUCGAAUAAAUUUUUAAAAGACACUGAAAUGUGAUAAAAAAUAACAAAGAUAGAUAUCCCGACGUUCAUUCGCCAGGGCUCAUUGCAAACGUUCUAACAUCAGUAGCUGCUAUUGCGAUGUACAGAAUCUCUUGACUUUUCCCUGUCGGAUCGAAGUGCCUAGGAAGGAACAAUUGAUAAAGCACUAAACUAAUAAUUACAUUCUCGGUGUCAUUUAAAGGAAGAGAAAAGAAUGAAGGAAAAGCACACGUCUCUUGCGCUCGGUACACACUGUUGUUACGCUGCUGCAUCGAAUUCCAUUACUGGCUUCAUCGAGUGUCAAGCCGCGAGCAGAUCAUUUUUUUACAUUCAUACGUUGACGGGGAACUUGCGCGCGAACACGCACCGACGAAGCUUGUAAUACAAACCCUAACUAAAGACACGUGUAGAUUCUUAACCGAAGACAUAUCUAUCGAACGAAUAGACGCGAAGACGACUCCUCGCUGAGCCGUGGCACAAUAAUAUGCGGCUGUCGAGACAUAGAGGUGCUGUAUGUACAAGUUGAAAUAAAAAAAAAAAAAACCACUGAACAGUUUGUCGCUUCGAGUACCGUGUAAUUUAUAUAGAUUUCAAACGCAAUGUAUCGUCGGCAAUAUCAAAACGUGUUUCUCGCUUGAGUAUAAUUAUUAGAACAAUGAACAUGAACCAGUAUCACGAGGAAGCCUUCAUAGAGAAAAUAAACCAAUAAAUGAACAAAAAAAUAAAUAAAAUAAUAAACAAUAAAUAAAUCACCGAGCUCCAGCGCGUUGUUAAUCGAAGUGCGAGAGGAUCAGCUGCAAUUAUACGUUUAUAUUGUAUACCGUGAAGGGGUUUUGAAUUCGAGUGCAUUCGAACAAAGAGACAAGGGACGGCAGCGAUUGCGAUUAUGAAAAUAAUAAUAAUGAAGAUGAAAAAAAAAGAAUAAAAUAAAAUAACGUGUCUGCUGGUAAAUAUAUCUGGAUUGUAUCUUAUUUUGACUAUCACAGUGUAAACAACAAGAAAAAUAGUUCACACGACAAUAAGGUAUCGAUUAGUUGACGGAUAGGAGAUAAUGUAAAAUACAAAUACAAACCACGUAAACAUUAUUAUAUUUAUUAUAUCACGAGAGUCGUCGUAUGAUUGUUGGCGAGAGAAAGCGUGCUCUAACCGGGAGAAUCGAAAGGAUCGACGGACUGAGCGAGAAAAUCCAAGUUGAAAAUAAGGAGGCUCAUAUAUACUUUGAUAUACAGAAGAAAGAGCAAGUGCGCGCAUGAGAGUUGGCGAGGUGACUGAUCGUAUUAGUGUGUGAUCCAAGGUGUGAUCGAUAGUCGAUUCGCAAAUCCGAGGAAAGUUCACGUGGCAUACCAAAGGAUAAAAAAUAGCUUACAUGAAUAUUCAUUAUCGAUUAUUUAUAUACUUACUUAGGCAUCUAAUUAAGAGAUGUGGUUAUGAACCCGGUAUGGUAAGGCGAACAAUAUUACGGAAGGAUGGAUGACUAUCAUUUAUUUAUUUUUAAUGCGUAGAGCAAACUGCUAUAAUGCCAGGAUCAAGUUGUCGAAAAUUGAUAAAUUCUUCUUGUAAAGAGCGAGCGCGAAUGCGAGGACUAUAUACUUAAUAUAAUAUUGAAUUGGCGAGAAAUUUCAUACACUAUGUAAGAUUAGCAAUGUCGCAUACAACUGGAUUCUGGCAUAAUGUGUACCUAUGUAAUAGACACAUUGACGAUCAAGGCGUGAACAAUUGUAAACUACUGUAAACUACAAUGUUACUACGUUUUACGAAGAGCUUAUUGUAGUCGAGAAUUAUUAAACACGAUUUUAAGUCAUGAACAGAACAAAAACCGGUAUUGAGUGUAGCACUUAAAUUCUUUACACUUUUGCACGAGACGUGUGUUGUAUUUAAUUGAUCGAUUAAUCGACAUGUAAUUACCAUUUUAUUACUUAGAAAAUUAAACUUAAUUUAAUUACCAUUAUAAUCGAGUCGCUUAUGUUACGCCCUUGUUGAUUGUUUGCUUCUUUUCAUUUCGUUUUCACUUUCAGUUUUGUAAACGAAUGUGCAAUCAAUCGCCUUGUAAAAACAAUAAUUCAUGUGUAAGGCAUCUUAAUUUACUUGUACGCAAAUACAUACCAAGUGCCGCGAAUUUUAUACUUUCCAAUUCGACUGUUUGUCGCUAAUUUUUACCUAGAUUGAUCAUUCUUUAGUGUACUUGUAAAAACGUAAACCUAUUAACUUUGAUUUUUGUUUAAACUACACGACGACAUAAAAAAAAACAUCAGUUUAAUGUUGAAGGCGUGUCUUGGGGACAAAAGCACGAUGUGAUUUUUCACGCUCUUCUUUUUCCAUAUGGGUACAAAACAUGUGUAAGACACAAAAUGUAGGCACAUACAUACUUAUAGACUAGAUGUUCCUUUGUGUUUAAUAAAUUUUUAUAUCAAAACAAA